Molecule: messenger RNA, 9934 nt
Organism: Orbicella faveolata
Lineage: Eukaryota; Metazoa; Cnidaria; Anthozoa; Scleractinia; Merulinidae
Product: NFX1-type zinc finger-containing protein 1-like
Biological process (GO): regulatory ncRNA-mediated heterochromatin formation
Cellular component (GO): nuclear RNA-directed RNA polymerase complex; nucleus
Molecular function (GO): helicase activity; zinc ion binding
Source: RefSeq, a predicted model, not a curated record
GUAUUAGAUAGUCAAAUAGACGGAGUUUUCGAAGUUAUUAAACUCCGAUUAUUAUACUGAAAAUGAAAUUCGUAAGUGAUUAUUAACGAAACAUUGCACCACGACUAGGAUAUUUCAACUUCGCAUCGUAGUCGAAGAGAUUUCUCGUCGCUGCGGGGAAAGUUUUGUCUCUGAAGCUACUCUCCCUGUCGAAAUGAAUUAGCUUGAUAUAGUAGUACAAGUCCCUAAGAGAAGUUCUCGUGAUCCAAUCAGUGUCCCAGUAACCAGUUUCUUCAUUAAAACAUUUCAUGGGAAUAUCGUCCCAGGGACAAGUCUUUUCGUACACACAUCCUUCGUGUGUGCUGAUUUGUACUACACUGAAAUACUUGGUGGCAAUGUUUCGGAAUUGCGGAGAAUUGAAUUGAUACAUGACACAUACCCAUCUAUUCCUUUUAAAUGAUGUUUUGGACCUUUUUAAGCGUUCAAUACUCAAAUGGAAGAUGCUAUAUCUUGCGACUUUCGCAUACCGUGGAAUUCAAUAACACACUGAUACCAGUAAUAGCUCAAUGCAUGCAAAGGAGGUGAUGCCCUUGCAUUCGUCGCUGUCUCACCAUUUGUUGAAAAAUACAGAAUUUUCAUCAGAUUCUCUCCUGGCUUGUGCAAAUUUGUUUGGAUUCUAGUUUAGAAGGCUUCGUAAAUCUGAUUCCUCAGCUCCAGAUAAAUGUUCAUCGGAAAUUAAUGCAUAAAACAUUUUAAACUGGUUCGGUUGCACUAACAAACCCAGUAGAUCAGCAGCAUAGGUUUCCCUUCAAACGGAGAGUAGGAAGUGUUUUGAAAUUAACAACUGGUUGACGAAUGAAGGUGAUUCCAGAGGUUUCUCAGCAGCAUAGAGUCCUGGACUUUGAUUGGAAAAGUUUGUUUGAUGCAAACAAAUGCUGUUCCCGGCGACUAAAUCAGAAUAGUUUUUUUUUUUGUCAUCAAUUAAGUAAUUAUUCAUAUAGCGGAGUAAAGGAGUUUUACGUUUCACAACCAAUUGAUAAUUCUUAUAAUCUAAUUCUUUCUUGAUCUCUAUCUUGUUUCAGAGGUGCUGUCAAUGGAUGCCUGGCGAGGACAAAGCGGAAGAGGAAGCAGAGGCGGAAAGGGAGGUGGAAGGGGAGGUGGAAGAGGCCGUGGAAGAGGCGGUAGAAGAGGAGGUAAAAGAGGAGGUGGAACAUUGGGUCGUGGUGGUGACGGAACUCCAAGAAACCAGCCUAAGCUUAAGUUAGGAUUCGGGGAACUUCAAGCCCUUGAAACCAAAACCUCUGACGAAAUAAUCCUCCACUUAACAUCUAGUCGAUGUUUCCAAGCCACGGAGUAUUUAUUCAAACAGCAGUCAAAAAUAGAAGAUCAGUGGAUUGUCCUGAUCGUGAGCAUUGUUACGAAAGCCUGCGACUGCAGCUCUAAGGAGGAUCUGUUAAAGCUACUAACUCUGCUACCAGGGUCGUCGUUUCUCAAUUUGCUGCUCAGACGAUAUCUGAACAAGCUAUCUGUUCACAACUCGUCUCCUCUCGAUGUCGUAGUAUUUCUGAGAAAUGUUGUCAAAAUAAUGAACGAAUUGCUCCGAAGAUUUCCGAGCUGUUAUGCUGAUCUUCCGCUCUCCGACCUGUACUGUGGAACUAUGAGGCUGUCUAACACGGGACAGUUGGCAGAUGAUGCCCUUGUCACAGAGGUGGAUGAAAUAAUGAAAUUGAGAAUCAAGAAAGCUGAGGAGUUAAAGAAGAAGGAGGAAGAAGAACGACGAAAAAGAACGAAGCCUCGAAGAGAUGCUGGAGUUAACGAUGAUGUAGAUCCACCGGAUAAUUUCCGCUGGCUCUCUGUUGUUCCAACCCAGGAAGACAUCUUGCAUGAAGGACGGCCCUUCCUCAGGAAGAACAAAAUCGAUGGGAGCUACAAUGACGUGGAACAUUAUUUGGACGUACAAUUUCGACUUCUUCAAGAAGACUUCGUGCGACCCCUUCGGCAAGGGAUUGCGCAGUUGUUGGAGCGUAAUGGUACCGCCGAGUUGAGUGAUAUUCAGGACAUACGGGUGUACAACAACGUCUCUGUUUUAGAACCUAUAUAUACGUCCAACGGUCUCCGAUACAGAAUCAGUUUUGACAACUCCAAGCUCAGGCAUGUGCACUGGGAAAACAGCAAACGACUCAUCUUUGGUUCAUUGAUUUGUUUGUCCAGGGACAGGUUUGAGAGUUUUAUGCUCGCCACAGUGGCCGACCGAUCUCUCGCAGCCAUAAGAAGAGGCGUAGUGGACGUACAGUUCAUCAACGUAUACGAUCAAGAGAGUUUUGAAGAAGGUGAUGUGUAUCAGAUGGUGGAGAGCACUGCCUUCUUUGAAGCUUAUCGUCACGUGCUAGAGGGACUGAAAGAAAUUUAUCCAGGAUACCUACCUAUGCAGAAUUACAUCGUAAACUGCCAGAAAGAAGUCGAACCACCCGCCUACUUGAGAAACCCUAGAGGGAACCAAGAACAAGUGACAUUUGAUCUGACACCCAUUAUGAGGAAGAAUAGCUACACUACUGCACGAAGCUCGUCGAUCCCUCUUCUAACCUUGGUCUCCUGGCCUUCUGCGCAAGAUCUGGGUCUUGAUGAUUCUCAGUUCAGGGCUUUGCAGAUGGCGCUGACCAAAGAAUUCGCUGUUAUUCAAGGACCCCCGGGGACUGGAAAGACGUACAUUGGGUUGAAGAUUGCUAGUGUGUUAUUACAUAAUAAGAUGAAGUGGAACACUGAGAAUGUCCGUUUCUACGGCACAAAGCAUCGCCCAAUCCUAGUUGUCUGUUACACAAACCACGCUCUCGAUCAGUUCCUGGAAGGAAUCCAUCAGUUCCAUCCUGAAGGAAUUGUUCGAGUCGGAGGAAGGAGUGAGAGCGAGAUUUUGAAGGCAUGCAGUCUGUCGGAAUUGAAGCACAAAAUGCGCAAGGACAAAUCAGUUCCCCGCAACAUAAGAAAGGAUCUUUCCGAGGUUCAUAAGGUGAUGGAAGGGAUUUUAAAAGAGCUAGAAAAUGAAAACCAAACUUUAGACCAAUGCCAAGAAAACGUACUUCAUGAAGACCAGUUACGUUAUCGCGCACGGAGUAUGACUGCUGCCCAGUAUCAUUCUUUAAAGCAGCCGUUUAUUGAUAAAGACGGACAAGAGGAGGAGAGUGCUAUAAUGCACUGGCUACAACUGUCUGUAAAUCCAAGUCAAGGAGAGGGAGAUGGUACAGUUGCGGAAGCGGUCCCAGUAACAAGAAUAGAAGUAGCCGAAGCAGAGGAGGGAGAGAUAGAUGGAAAUGAGAACCCGGAUGUGCUGUACGAAGCGAAUGUUAUGCAGAACCAAAGAAACCUGGACGAUGAUGACGUCAUAGUGUACAAAUCAAAGACAGCGCGUAAAGCAGAGGAAAUGAGUGUCGCGAGUGUUAUUGUUUCUAACGAGAAAGGUGCGAGUGAAUGGAAAGUACAAAAACCUUAUCGGCUAAAAUGGAAGUUAGAGAAGAUCAUGCGUCAGGAACUGAACAAAACAGAAGUCAUGCUAGAUGAGAGAGCAGCAACGGUAACAGAUGUUUGGAAGUUGAGCCUGAAAGACCGCUGGAGUUUGUAUCGGCGAUGGCUGAUGGACGCGCGUAAGCGUUGCCGUUUCACAACUACAUCACUCCAGCAGGUAUUUCAAUGGGGUGUUGAAGACCUGAAGACAGUUAAAAGCAGAUUAGACUUGGAGAUACUCAAGAAGGCUGAUGUCAUUGGCAUGACUACAACAGAAGCCGCUGAAGUACUGGAGUCGCACAUUGUUACAUCGUUAACUCCCGGAUGUCAGCACUUGAUUCUGAUUGGCGAUCAUCAGCAACUCCGUCCCAAUCCCACAGUCUACGACCUCGCUAAACACUACAACCUAGACGUGUCACUAUUCGAGAGAAUGGUGAAGAAUGGAAUGCCUUUUGAACGACUGCGUUUGCAGCAUCGCAUGCGACCUGAAAUCUCCAAAAUGCUGGAGCACAUUUACGUCAAUCCGAAGCUGGAAAAUCACGAAUCGGUGCUGAAUUUCGACAACAUUAAGGGCGUGGCUCGUAAUGUAUUUUUUGUGGACCACAAUGAAAGCGAGGAUUUUAAUAAACUGAAAGAAGGAAAAAGCAAGUCAAAUAAACACGAAGCCAAAUUCAUGGCCGCCCUCUGUCGUUACUUCAUCCUCCAAGGCUACGAGAGAGAGCAAAUCACAGUCCUCACAGCCUACACUGGGCAGUUAUUCCAGCUCAAAAACGAAAUGCCUAAAGAUUUCUUUUGUGGAGUUCGAGUCUGCGCAGUGGAUAAUUUUCAAGGAGAAGAAAAUGACAUCAUUCUUUUAUCACUCGUUCGAAGUAACGAGAAAGGCAAAAUCGGUUUCCUUCAGAUAGAAAACCGUGUUUGCGUGGCGUUGUCUCGCGCUAAGAAAGGGUUUUUCUGUAUCGGUAACAUCAGUCUUUUGGAAACUAAGAGUGCAUUGUGGAGGGGGAUCGUCAGUGACAUGCGCGAGCGUGGGAAUGUAGGAAAAACAUUGAUGCUGAUGUGCCAAAACCACCCGAAAAACGUGAUCCAGGCGUCAUGUGCUGAAGACUUUAAAAAGGCACCAAAUGGAGGCUGCAGCAUACCAUGUGCCACGCAACUCGAGUGCGGUCACGUGUGUGACAUGAUGUGCCAUCCAGUAGACCCAGAACACAAAGAAUACGAGUGCCAGAAGCCCUGCACUAGGAAACCGUGUGCGCUGAAUCAUAAGUGCCCCAGGAAAUGCUAUCAAGAGUGCGGGCCUUGUAUGAAGCCUUUAGAAAAGACCCUUCCAGUUUGUGGCCAUCUUCAAAAGGUUCCUUGCUACAUGUGCGAGGAUCUUUCCCUAGUCAAAUGCCAAACGUCCUGUGUGAAAACCUGGCCAUGUGGACAUGAAAUUGCGACAAAAUGUCACGUGGAUCCACUGCGCACUCCAUGCGAGAUUCCUUGCGGUGCGACCUUGAACUGUGGACACCCUUGCACUGAUGACUGCAGUAGCUGUCUGAGUGGUCGAGUCCAUGUGUCAUGCAAGGACAGGUGUGGCCGCACACUGCUCUGUGGGCACAACUGCACCAAGUCAUGCGCCAAAAACUGCCCUCCCUGUAGAAAAAACUGUAGCAAUUACUGCAAACACAGAAAGUGCACGAAGAAAUGUGGUGAACCUUGUGAUCCUUGUUUCGCGAAAUGCAUCUGGCAGUGCCAGCAUCAUAAAUGUACGAAACUAUGCAGGCAGCUCUGCAAUCGUCCACGAUGUGACGUGUCAUGUACAAAGCUACUUCCCUGCGGGCAUCCCUGUAUCGGUCUCUGUGGGGAAAUAUGCCCGAAGAAGUGCCGCGAGUGUCACAAAGACGAGUUGACGGAGAUAUAUUUCGGAACCGAAGAUGAGCCGGACGCAAGAUUCGUGGAGCUGGCAGACUGCGGUCACGUGUUUGAGGUUGAAAUGAUGGAUCAGUGGAUGGACCAGGUGGAAACAACGCAUGACGGGAAGCCUGUUGAUGUUCAACUCAAACUCUGCCCAAAAUGCAGGGUUCCCAUCCGCACCAGUUUAAGGUACGGCAACAUCAUUAAGAAAAUUCUGGCAGACUUCGAACGAAUAAAACAGAAGAUUGUACUCGACAAAGGACAGCUUGACAGAAAGGUAGCGAUGCUCAAAGGGAAAGUGGAGGAGAUUGGUCAAUUCCCCGAAGACCAAGAAGAAAUCAAAAAAAGGCUGAAUUAUCCGAGUCUCACGGAUGAACGCAUCAACGUGAUUGACAACCAGAUCAGGUUAUUGUCCUUCCUUCAGCCACUCAAGGCUAGCAUGGGCUAUUUUGAAGCUGACGAACGGUUCCAGGAAACGAAGGAAGACCUCGAAAGUAAAGUGGAACAACUCCGAAAACGUGUGAUGAGAUUUUGGUUUCCAGUCAGUGGCCAAGAACUUGAAGAGCUCAACGAAGAAAUGUACAGAACACAGCUUCUUAUCGACUUCAGAAUGCUGAUGAUGCAGCUGGACAUCCAGGGUAUUAAGCUUGGAGUCACUGACACUGUAAAGGUUAAUUUCGUUAAAGAAGCUUUUGAUUCAGAGAAGGCAAUUGACAAGAAACGUCGAGAGCAAUACAGGGCUCGUAUUGAACGAAUCAGACGUGAACAGGGCCUUCAGGAGCCUUACCAGGCUGUAAAAAGAGAGGAAAAAGUUCUGAUCGUGAAGACCGUGGGGUUUACACAGGGACACUGGUUCAAGUGUCCUUACGGUGGGUGUGACUUAAGGUGGCCGAACACUGUUUUCGCGCGCGCUUUUGCUGAUGCAAAACAUGCCUUCAAUAGAGCGAUCAUUUUAAAACUUGCCGAUUUCNUGAUUCUGAUUGGUGAUCAUCAACAACUCCGUCCCAAUCCCACAGUCUACGACCUCGCCAAACACUACAACUUGGACGUGUCGUUAUUCGAGAGAAUGGUGACGAAUGGGAUGCCAUUUACAAGACUGCGUUUACAGCAUCGCAUGCGACCUGAAAUCUCCAAAAUGCUGGAGCACAUUUACUUUGAUCCCAAGUUGGAAAAUCACGAAUCGGUGAUGAAUUUUGACAACAUUAAGGGCGUGGCUCGUAAUGUAUUUUUUGUGGACCAUGAAGAAACUGAGGAUUUUACCCCAGAAGGAAAGAGCAGGUCAAAUGAACACGAAGCUAAAUUCCUGGCCGCCCUUUGUCGCUACUUCAUCCUUCAGGGUUACAAAAGAAAACAAAUUACAGUCUUAACAGCUUACGUUGGCCAGUUAACACAGCUCAAAAAGGAACUUGUGCCUAAAGAUUUCUUUAGCGGAGUUCGAGUCUGCGCAGUGGACAAUUUCCAAGGCGAAGAAAGUGACAUCAUUCUUCUGUCACUUGUUCGAAGUAAUGAAGAAGGCAAAAUCGGUUUCCUCCAGAUAGAAAACCGGGUUUGCGUGGCGCUCUCACGCGCUAAGAAAGGGUUUUUCUGCAUCGGAAACAUCAGCCUAUUGGAGGCAAAGAGUACACUGUGGAGCAAAAUAAUCAAAGACAUGCGAGAGCGCGGGAAUGUGGGAAAAGCAUUAACGCUCACGUGCCAAAACCACCCGCAAAACGUGAGCGACGGGUCAUGUGCUGAUGACUUCAAGACUUGGGCACCAGACGGAGGCUGCACCGUGCCAUGUGCCAAGCUACUCAAGUGCGGUCACGCGUGUGAGAUGUUUUGUCAUCCGACAGACCCAGAGCACGAGGACUACGACUGUAAAAAGCCAUGCACCAAGAAAAAGGCGCACUGCCCACUGAUUCAGAAGUAUUCCGGGAAAUACUACCAAGCGUGUGGGCCUUGUAUGAAAAGGUUUAGAGAGAACCAUUUUCAGGGUGGUCCUUGCUACAUCUGCAAGAAUCAGUCUACAUCGAUGUGCUUCCGUGUGUGCUUAAAAAGAUGGCCUUGUGGACAUGAAAACGAGACGGAAUGUUACGUGGAUCCACUUCUCACUCCAUGUAAGGCACCUUGUGGUGUGACAUUAAAGUGUGGACACCCUUGUGCCGGUGACUGCAGUCGUUGUUGGUGUGGUCGAGUCCAUGAGCCAUGUGAAGCAAAGUGCGACCGUACCUUGUUUUGCGGUCACAAGUGUAAAGGACGGUGCAACAAAACCUGCCCUCCGUGCAACGAACACUGCGGCAACUAUUGCAAACACUACAGGUGUAACAAGAAAUGUGGUGAGCCUUACGAACCUUGUAACGAAAAAUGCAUGUGGCAGUGUCAGCAUUACACAUGCACGAAAUUGUGUGGAGAGCUGUGCGACCGCCCAAGAUGUAACAUGCCAUGUACAAAGCUACUUUGGUGCAGGCAUCCUUGCGUCGGUCUCUGUGGGGAAGUAUGCCCGAAGAAGUGCCGAGUGUGUCACAAGCAGGAGUUGACAGAGAGUUUUUUCGGCACCGAGGGCGAACCGAACGCAAGAUUCGUGGAGCUGGCAGACUGCGGUCACGUGUUUGAAGUUCGAAUGAUGGAUCAGUGGAUGGAGCAGGCGGAAACAACGCAUGACGGGAAGCCUGUUGACAUCCAACUCAAGCUCUGCCCAAAAUGCAGUGUUCCCAUCCGCAUCAGUUUAAGGUACGGCAACAUCAUUAAGAAGAUUCUGGCAGACUUCGAACGAAUAAAACAAAAAAUUUUACUCCCCAAAGGGCAGCGUGACCAAGAAGUAGCCAGGUUCAAAUUGAAGUUGCAGGAGAUUGACAAGUUCCCCAAAGACAAAGAUGUAAUCGGGAGGUUGCUGGAUCAUAAGAAUCUCUCGGUUGAACAAAUCAACGUGAUUGACAAUCAAAUCAGUUUGCUGUCUUUCCUUCAGACACUCGAAAAUGAUAUAAGCUAUUUUGAAGCUGAUGAACGGUCUCAGGAAACGAAGGAAGACCUCCAGAGAAAAGUGGAACAACUUCGAAAACGUGUGUUACGGCUUCAGGUUCGAUUCAGUGACCAAGUAAUGGAAGAGCUCGGAGAAGAAAUGUACAGAACACAGCUUCUGAUCGACUACAGAAUGCUGAAGAUGCAACUUGACAUCCGGGGUAUUAAGCUAGGGGUCACUGACACUGUCAAGGUCGAUUUUGUUAAAGAAGCAUUCGAUUCAGAGAACACAAUUGACAAGAAACGCAGAGAGCGAUACAGGGCUCGCAUUGAACGAAUAAGACGUGAACAAGGCCUUCAAGAGCUUAACCAGACUGUAGCAAGAGAGGAGAAAGAUCUGACCGUGAAGGCCAUGGGGCUGACACAGGGACACUGGUUCAAGUGUCCAAACGGUCACAUCUACUGCAUCACAGAGGGUGGAGGAGCGAUAGAAGAAAACAAAUGCCCAGAAUGUGACUCAAGAGUUGGUGGCCAUAAUCAUCAGUCAUGAGCAAGAAGCCAGCUACUUGGAAAACGUCCUAUGCGACGACUUCUUCUUGGCCAACAAACACAACAGUUUGUUAACACCCAAGAGACUUUCUGUGACUUUCUGUAACUAAGGUACCAGCUUAGGCAUUAUGACUGAUCUAACAAUUAAUCAUUUAGCAAAAACUAGCCAAAUGUAAGGAACUUUUCCUCGCGCUUUAAUUUGAUGAAACGGGUCUUUGUUUCGAUUUUUAAGUGGCAAACUGAAAAACUUGUUCUCCUGUGUGGCAGCUUUUAAAAUUGCUUGUAUUUUGCGUUGAAAUUUUAACAGUUCUGCUUUAAAGUAAGAAAUUUCAUCUACAUUUUUCAAGCAAGAGUCCUAUCAAUUGAUUUUUUCGUUGCUUUUUGCAAUUUUGCCGGGCUAAAAUCCAAGCAGGGUCUUGAGUAGAUAAUGUUCUAAUCGGCGUAGUUAACCGAAUAUUAAGCGUGUUAAGUCGUUUCAUUUGUGAUUUUUAUCACUUGAACAUAGCGAAUAACAUAGAUAGAGAUUAAGGUUGAAUUCAAGGUAUUCCUUUAAUUUGAAACAUAUUGGUUACCAGAUUAGAUUGCAAAGAAGCCCUGCAGGUUGGGAAGCUAAGAAGGGCUUCUCGACUAAAGUUAUUCUCAACAUAAUACCGGAUUCCGAUUAAACAGUUGACGUUUACUGUCAAAAUGACUGGAGAUGUUUUUUCACUGGAGCUCCUUCGCUUUACUGGGUGCAACGAGAAUUGUCCGUUUCUUUUUUGGAUCGAAAAGUGGUGUAAUUGUCCUUAAAAAACGUCCAAAACAAGACUCUUCAAUGUCUGUUUUUAUUUUAAUUCGUAUUUUCUGUACUCCUCAGAGCUUCAAAGCGAGUACCUCAAACACUAGCUAACCCAUUAUGUGGAUGAUCACUUUACACAAUUACUGUGUAUACUACAUGAAUUAACAAGAAAAAUAUUAAACUCCUCUGUCUUCCCUCACUCCAGAAACGUCGGCGUUAUUGGUUUCAAGCUUUGGUGGGCUUUUGAUUGUUAAAAAAAAAAAAUGUGAUAGGUGAAAGUUGUACACCAAUUUGAAAAGUUAU